Gopherus evgoodei (Goodes thornscrub tortoise) is the source of this 4347-nucleotide messenger RNA. RefSeq names its product INTS3 and NABP interacting protein (gene INIP). Lineage: Eukaryota; Metazoa; Chordata; Testudines; Testudinidae. Gene Ontology annotation, cellular component: nucleus; SOSS complex; nucleoplasm. The record is from RefSeq and is a predicted model, not a curated record. Gene Ontology annotation, biological process: DNA repair.
CCGCCCACGGAAGCGGUGACGUGUUUCAGUAUCGCCCGGGGAACAAAACGGAGGCUGGGCGUGAGUGUCGCCCGUGCUUUGCGUCAUGAGCGGGAUUUGCAUUAAGUUGAGAGUUCCAAAUGGCAAUUGGGUAAUUACUACUGAAAGUAGCAAGAUGGCAGCAAACCCUCCAAGUCAAGGUUUUCAGAAUAAAAAUAGGGUUGCAAUCUUGGCAGAACUAGACAAGGAGAAGAGAAAAUUACUUAUGCAAAACCAGUCUUCCACGAAUCACCCUGGAGCCAGCAUUGCACUUGCAAGAUCUUCCCUUAAUAAGGAUUUCCGGGAUCAUGCUGAGCAGCAGCACAUAGCAGCACAACAAAAAGCAGCAUUACAGCAUGCACAUGCACAUUCUUCAGGAUAUUUCAUAACCCAAGACUCUUUUGGAAAUCUUAUUCUUCCUGUCUUACCUCGACUAGAGUCGGAAUGAGGGCUGUUAUUCUCAGACUGAAGGAGAUGGAUAUGUUGUCCAUUGUUGAAGCUGCCAUCUUUCAGAACUACUUUAUAUGAUUUGGAAAACAGAUUGUGAACUAGUUUAAAAAAAUUUUUUUAUAUAUUUGACCUUUUUAUUCAAAAAAGCCUGUUUCAUUCUGGAUUCAUAUGCUUCUCUUCCAUGGUUGAGUUGGCUUCUCCUGAGAAGAGGUGCUGUAGAUUAUUAUGGAACUGACAGCAUUCUUCUUUACUUAAUUUCUUUUGUCAGCUCAGAGUAAGACUGUUCACCUGACAUAUCACUCCUACAUUUUAUUUUUCUGAUUUCCUCUCUUCUUUCAUUCAGUUGGAAGGAAGGAUGCCCCACCCAGAAUUUGAGACGCUUGUUCUAAUCUGCAUUUCUAAAGUAUCUGUCAUAGUAUCUAUGUACGGUACUUGACCUUAAUGAAAGCAGACAAAGUUGUCAUUGUCUAUCCUAAGACAGACAUGGAUUCAGUAGAUAGAUCAAUUACUUUCAUUCGCUCUGUGCAGGAACAUUAUUAGUGCACCCCAAUGUUUUUUAUGUUUAGUUUUUGUAACAGUAUCCUGGUUUCCCAGGUAGUUAGAGAUACUAUGUGCCAUUGUCAGUUUUAGAGUAUAUAAAACCUAAUUAUUAACCUUAUGAACAAAUAAUCUUGUUUGUGUCCAAUUAUCUUCAUCUUUUCUAGUGACAUGGGGUAAAAUUCUCAAGCAUUUAAGUCCCAUGCCAUAAGUUACUUAGGCACUUUUGAAAAUGUUACCCAUGAAAGUUCAAGAUCUGCCCUCGAAUUCAAAUGUUACGCUUUUAGGGUUUUUGUUCUUUCAGUGCCUUUGAAAAUGUGUGUUUGUGCUGCCCAAGUCAAAGUUUAGAUUCUGUCUCUGCAAAUCCUUUUCCAGCCUCAUUUCAAUUCUGGCAUCCCAUUUCAGUACGAGGCUGAAGCUUGGCGUACAAAGUCUAUUGGUUGGAUAAGUUACUUUGGAAGCAGAAUAAUACUGGAAUAAAGACACUUAUUUUGGAAUAGAGUUUGCACAAUACUGGUGUAACUUUAUCGGUAUAGUUAUACUGCCAUCGUUCUGCUGGUCAGUUUUCCCAUGUAGACCAACCCUGGGAUAUUGGUGCCAAGGAGUUUAAAAAAAAAAAAAAAAGAUCCGGGCUUGGAAUCUGCUGGUACUCUCCCAUACAUUAUACAGGUGCCUAUUUUAUUCUCCAAAAUCUCAGCUUUCAUUUAAAAAAAAAAGUAAGUCACUAGCUAUUGUGGUUAUAAAGAAAACUUCAAAAAUGUAAUCUGAGUAUAAGUGAUGCAGAGGUGAGUGUGCAGGGAGCUGGGACCAAUAGCUUAGAACUGCUCUAUCAUCACAGGGAGGGGUUAACUCAGGUGCCCCAGUGGUGAUGAUUUAAAUCUCAAAGUUUCAGUUUUCAUGAAUGAGAAAGAAUAGGGAGAGUCACUGAUCUGCACAGUUUGCAGCGAGUGCAUCUCGAAUUCGUGUCACAAGAAUCUGGUGUCUAAAAUACCAUUUUUCAUUAUCUCCAUGAAGAAGGAGCCUAGCCAAGGAACAUAGCACAAACAGUGAGCAUAUUGAAGGUCCCAGCAAAGUGAAGCCAUGCUCCAGGAGCCCAGUGGAACUCAGCUGUACAGUCAUAUUUUGACUAGCUGCACAAUCUACUAUGAGCAGAAUCUCACUUUGGUGACUGAAAUGUGGGGUUUAUUUUGCGGGUAAGACUUGGAAGAAUAACCCCCUUCCCACCCAACCCCACCCCAUUCCUGGUGAUGGCUAUUAUGUAACUCUGUAUGUUUAAAACUUGCUUUACUUUACAAAUGGAAACUUCCAGCUCCUGUUCUACAACAUGAGCCAAAUGGCUGUGGGUGUUUUGAAAAAGUUGACAUGCAUAAAUCUCUGUGUGGAGAACAUCAAAUGUUUCACCACAAAUGGUCAAAAUGUGGAAUCUUACUUAAAUGGCAACUACCAGAUCCAAAUAUCCAGGAUUCAGAAAUGUAAAAUGAGAUGGAUUUUAGCUUUAUAGUUAGGAGUGGAGUUUUGUGGAGGAGGGGGAGGGUUCACCUGUCCCAGCCACCAGCUUCUCAAUAGAAAAGAAUUGAAAGAGAACUUUUCAGUGGUCUCAUACAGGCUACAGAUUAUAAGUGGUACAAGCACCAAAACAAACAAGAACCUCACCUUGUCUAAAUCAGCAUAGGUCCAGUGAAGAAGAUGGACUUACGCCUGUUUACACUAGCUGGGGCUCAGGCCCAACAUACGGUGGGAUAACGCAUUCAGCUAGUUACAGAAGAAUUUGCAAUAGGAGGAAGAGAACCUAGGCUCAAAGGUGGAAGAAUUUUAAAAAUACUUCCAAUGUGGAGAAGCUGGAAGGGUAUUUUUCAGCUAUAAUGCUUAUAACUGUUCUGUGUAAUUGCAAGGGAUUUGGUAAUACAUCUAGGUAUAAUUAACUGUCAGUGAUACAAACAGUGUAUGUGGAAGCUUCUGUCUGUGAAACCAGAGUCUAGCAAUUAGUGUCAUAUGCCUCAAUUUGUCUUACCACGCUUACCUUUUCUUUUCCACUAUUAAUCACCAUUAAACUAAUUCAUACAUCACCUGUACAGUCAUCUAAGCAGCAGUCUCUCCUACUGAAAUUGUAUGUUCAAAUGAUUAACAAUUGUAAUCACCUCAACCAACACCACUUGCUUGGGCUUCAUAAGGUGCCUCUAUACAUGAGGCAAAUCUAGUGGUCAGACUUCUGCUGAUAUCCAUUACUAUGCUCAUGCAUCCAAGCCAUGUUUUUCCAUCUAUUAUGUAUCUCUGUAUUUAAACAUACAUGGAACAGUGAUAUUUACACAAGAACCCUUUUAAUCAAAUUGCUAUAAUACCUGUUGCCGACCUGUAUGCCCAGGACAGAUUCUGACUUCACGUGGGUAUACAUGGACAGUAAGUCAGUAGCGUUACUUAAGAUAUACCAUAGAUCAGACUCUAGGCUACAGUGUCUGUGAAAAUGGGGGGAAAGGGAGCAGUCCCAAUGUCUGGUCAGGUGAUCCAUCAUUUAAAAACAAAACAAAACAAAAACAAAUUAUGUCUGAGUGACUUCUGCACAAAAUUCCCCUGCUGUUAACAAAAAAAGUUGGACAUUCACAAGAGCCAUUUAUAUAGUGGGCAGAAUUGCUACUCACACAAAAUGUUCAAGGUAAGGUUUAUGCUCAGCCAGAUUUGGCUCUCAUAGUCCUGUCCCGGGGGCCCUCAGCAGAGCGGCUCCCCAAUGGGGGAGGCAUUCAGUACGAAGUUCUUUGGGUGAAAACCCCCUGCUGGAGUGAAGAGCAAAGAGAGACUCCCAGGGCUAGUAGCACCAGCAGAUAGGGGAAGGCGGUGAGGGAGAGACAGGUACAGAUUAUCUUUUUAAUGGAAUGAUUUUUACCAAGUGCUAAGUGUAGGUCUGAGGUGUUCAGCUGAAGUUGAUACCGAGUGGAUUUAAAGGCUGUUCUCAGUAGCAGUUGAGUCCAUUGCAACCUUAAGCAUCUCAGCUCAAGAAAAAUCUCAGAAUUGUCAAGUGAUCAUAUGCUGAAGACUAAGGAUUUCUGUUAAAGGAGAUUAUGAAGAACUCAGCUUCUGUUUGCUUCCAGUUAGUUCUGAGAGUCUGGGUUUUCAGCAAUGUGAAAAAAUUAAACAGAAAUUGUUUGAACUUUGAAAAUGACUUACAGCUGGUGCUGUCAGAGAUUCAACUAAACAUUGCAUGAUGGAGUUCGAAACAGGCCCAUCCUCACUAAAAUUGCAUGCUGUUUCUAAGUACCAAAAAAAAAAUCCAUAUUUUAUUUUUUAAACCCCAUAUUAGAUUGGAUUAUAUAAUUAAACUAUUUAGUUGAAUAAAGUCACAAAACCAUC